This is a messenger RNA of Podarcis lilfordi (Lilford's wall lizard), 30351 nucleotides long. The record is from the annotation of a GenBank genome assembly. Lineage: Eukaryota; Metazoa; Chordata; Lepidosauria; Squamata; Lacertidae.
AUGAGCACCUCUGGAGGAACUUGUGGAAGUCCAAACUCCACAGAACCUGCUCCUGAUUACUUCAAGGAAUUGUGGUCCAAAUUGAAGGAAUGCCAUGAUAAAGAAGUAAAAGGUAAUGUUAUGGUUGCUGAUCUAUAACAGGCCAGUGUGUUUACCAAAUAAAUACAUCAUAAUUAGCUCUUGAUCAGCUGGUAUUUGUGCCUUGUUCAGAGAACAUUUGGUGAAAACAUAGCAAGAUGUUAAUCAUAUGGUGGGGUGUGUAUGAUAAUUGCAGAUGAAUGUGGGUUGAUGUUGAGUGGAUAUUGUUUGACCAGACCUGAUCUUUUCAAUGUUCAGUUGCUUAAGCAGAAUGUUUUGUACCUAGACAUACUGAAGUUUUGAACACUCUGGCAACUGAAUAAUCUUAAAAUAAGAUUUUCUGGUUUAUCAGUCUUUCUCCUGCUGGAUUUUUUACAAUGAACUGUGAAACAGAGUUAAUAUUUUGCAGAAUGCUGAUGUAGUUUCCAGUCUAAAUCCUCACCAGAGUAUCUAUGAUGUAGAAAUUGAGCAAGGUGUAUGGUGUACAUAAGUAUUUUCUAGCUGUUGUUCUUGGAAUGUAGAAAUGACAAUGAAACCACAAGAGAUUCUUAUGGAGACCCUGAUGGAGCUAAUCAUGCAGAACAAAUCUAUGCAUUUUAAGUGAGAACUUAGUCCUUUUCAAUUGGACAUAGACUCUUGUGUCUUAUAAGAUUGCAGCCCCCGUCUCGUAACAGGAGAUAUAUCUUACACACAUGUACACAUGCCAGAAGUAGCAGCUGUAAGACUUCAUGCAUUUGCAUUCUAUAUGCAGACAGAAUCAUGCAACUCAUUCCCAGGAAUGCCAGCAAUAUUAACAGGCAACAGCAGAGUUGUUAUUAUUAUUAUUACAAUUAAUUUAUUAAUUGCCUUCCAAACUGCCAUCUCAAGGCAGUUUACACAUAAGAUAAUUAAAAACGGGUAAAAACAACAAAUAUAUUUAAAGGGCAGGAAGAAAACCAACAGCUGAUUUCACCUAGCAAACUAGUCUAUACAGUACAGUGGUACCUUGGUUUACAAACAGUCCUGUUAACAAACUAUUCGGGCAACGAACUCUGCAAAACCAGAAGUAGAUGUCCCGGUUAGCGAACUUUGCCUCGGAAGACAAAUGGUGGAAGGGCACCGGUGGCGGGAGGCCUCAGUAGGGAAAGCGUGCCUCAGUUUAAGAACCCUUUGAUUUAAGAACGGACUUCUGGAACAAAUUAAGUUCGUAAACCGAGGUACCACUGUAUUGGGGAACAGAUACAUCCAAAUAACAGGCUGUGUUUUGCCUGUUGCAGAAAACGGUGUCCAAGCUACUAGGGAUACCAAGGAUUGUAGCAGGCCAGAUUAAAAUCCAAUAGAGAAAGUGAUAUCUGGGAAUGUUGCACAUAGAAUAAUUAAAACAGCCCAGGUUAAUGCAUUCAACAAUAUAGCAGAAGUCUACACUUCCUUGCUGCAGUUACCCCUACCCUCUCACUUGGAUUAAGGGAGCCUGAUAAAAGAUGGGGUGUGAGAGGCAUAGUAAUUUCCUCAAUAUAUUUUACCUUCUAUAGGCCACAAAUCAUUUACUGAACUUACUAGGUUUAUUAGCUUUAAUCCUUUUGGCUCACUUCAUUCUUCAGCUGAGUUUUUACAGUGGGUGGAAUGUCAGUGAGGCACAUGCUGAGGCAUCAUCAACUCAGGAUUUUGCAAUCUAAGGAGUGCCUUUAUGUCAUGAAGCCGAAUAACAGAAAACUUAAGUUAAAAAAAAAAUGUGUCUAAUCUAAUGUUCUUUUGCAGUUUGGAAUACUAAAAACUUGGGCAUGACCUUUCAAAAAUACAUAGGCCUGUAUAUUCUUGGAAAUAGGUCCCCCUGAAAUAAAUGACACUGAAUAAAUCUAGUUAGAUUGACUAUGGGUGUGUCAGUGCAGCCUUGCCAUAAGGCAGAUUUUUUCAUGCCUAAACCUUUGUUUCUAUGUUCUACACAAUGAUUAGUAAAGUUAGAUGCUGCAUGAGUACAUCAAAGACAUGCCUGAAGGAUAGUCAAUUUUUGCAAAAGGUGGGGUCCCUCCUAUAGAACUGGGUACAGUGAUAUUUAAGACACAUCAAACACAGACUUGUCUGGACUUUACUUGUUCCUGAAGUCUAUAAAUAUGAAUUAAAGCUGACUCAUGAAUUUUGAAUUCUAAAUGUCAGCAAAAUUGACAGUAGCCAGAGAAAUAAGUGCCUGGUGCUUACAUUGGUUGUACUGUGCCAUUUUGUUGUUUUUCCAUGUGCAAACUUCAUCCUUGUGCUACCAAGAAAGCAAUCAAAUGAUGAUGUUAUGUUUCUUCUAAUAUUUAACAACAUGUUUUGGAGGAAAAUACAGUCUAAUAAGUUGCAUACUACAUUUAGUGCUGAAUGCCAUGGCUUCAGACUCAACCUUCAUUGCAUGUCACAACUUUUCUCUCUGCUUUGGUUCAUGGCUUCAAUUAGACAAAUUCAUUGUUGUGUGAUGAUGAACUCACAAGCCUGAUUAUCAGAAUAAAAGCACAGGAUAUUAACAUGGUUAUGAAAAACCUUCCCAGAAGUUAUGCUAAGGAUGGAACUACAGUGGUACCUCGGUUUUCAAACAUAAUCUGUUCUAGAAGACCAUUUGAGUUCCGAAAUGUUCAAAAACUGAAACUCAAUAGCUGACAGCUAGGCACUCAGCGGAAGCCACGUUUCCUGUUCGACUUCUGAGGUGCGUUCGAAAAUUGAAGCAUUUACUUCUGGGUUUACGGCGUUCAAGUUCUGAAACGUUUGUCAACGGAGAUGUUCGAGAACUGAGGUACCACUGUAUAUAUUAUGUUAGUGUAAGGGAGGAAUUUUUAGGGGAGAUUUUAUGGGAGGAGGUGGCAAACCUUUCCCUUGUAAUCCAUCCCGAUGGCUUCCCCUCCCCACAUUCCACACACGCAUCCAACUCUGAAACCUGAAAUAAAUCAAAUUGGGUGACGUGGGUAUGUGUGUGAAGUACUGGGAAGAGGGUUGUGGAGGAGAAUCAGUGGAUGAGCAUGGAUAAGACACCUCACCACUCACCCUCCAGUUUCCCCCACAAAUGUCUAAACAUUACUGUUGAACAGUAAACACUCAUUUGGGAAAUGUGUGUAAUGUGUAGUUCCACCCUUUGCAGAAUUUCAUAGGUUAUAAUUCAGUUUAAUCUAACCUAAAUGAAAACUGUGUGCGCAGCAAGCUGGCAGAUACAAGUAAGUGGUAAAUCUUACUCUUGCCAUGCAUUUAAUGGGUAUUGGUCUGUGUUCUCUGUCUCUCAUACAUUUUUUUGGAACACACAAGGCUGUUAAGGCAAGUUUACUUACUUUUUAAAAAUCUCAUUAGGACUAAUAUGAUUUAAGCACAAAUACUACAUCUUUGAUGGGUUAUGAGGCAGUCUGUUUUAUUUAAAGAAUAGUGAAGAAAAAAAUAAAAGUUCUAGUGAUCUGCAAAGCAAACAUAAUUUUUCAGAAUUUAUACAACAGACUUCAUACCCGAAUUCUAAUUUAUUGAUUUAGGAUUGCUCCAGAAAGAUUUCUGAAAUAUUCUGAUAAUUCCUGAAUUCAGGCGAAGUAGUAUUACUAUACUUUUGCCUUCGUAGUACAGCUUAUUCAGUAGCAACUGAGACUGCUAGUGUUAAAAUACCAAAACCUGUGCCAAACAGACUACCUGUUCUUACAGGAGCCUCAUUGUUGUGCGGUCUCAUUCCUUCUGAUGGGUGUGGAGAAGGAUUAAAGCAGAGCACUUUAUUAGGGGUCUUAAUUCCAGAUAUCUAAUUGUCUCGCCAAAUUGCAGCCACAUUUUAAGAAAAACUAUUUCCUAACUGAUCUACAUGAUCAAGCAUAUUUGAGUGCUUAAAGAGAUAAGAGCCCUCCUUUCCUGUCUUCCCUUAAUUUUUCUUUUGAAGUCAUUUUCAUGCAUUUUCUAUUUUGCCUUUCUUCUGUAAUGGGACAUGGCAUUAAUGUGUGGUAUGACUGUUGUUUUCAAAACAGAAGCAUGGGCUCUGAUGAAUUUGAUUUUUUUAAAGCAGUCAGUAGUAGUCACCAUUCAUCCAGCUAUGGUUCAGGAAUGUAACAGCCUUGAUUACCGGGAUCAAUAAAUUUCGGCCAGCCUUAGUAACUAGCCAAAAAAAAAUGCCUAGAAACCUGACCAAGGGGAGCUGGCGAAACAGAAGAGUGAAAUAGUUCUUGCAUUCAUGUUGCACCAAUUCUCUUUUCCCUCUGGAGUGCUAGCAACUUCUUAGCUAGAUUUCUAUAAUGUGCUUUUUUUCAGGGCUACCCUUGGAGACAGCAUCCUAGGAACCAUUGGUUCAUUACCUUCUUUUGAGAACUGAAGUAACUGAAAAACAAACUAUAAAUUUCUGAAAUAACUUGUUCAGAACAAUAACCCUAUAAUUUAGCUCCAAAUGUAUGCAUUUGUUGGUAGUUUCUACAUAUACAUAUAAAGACAUUAUUCUUCACUAAUUUGUAUAUGGAAGUUCAAAAUAUAAAUUAUUGCUUUUCUGUUUCUCUUUCUUUAGGAUUACUGGCAAAGAUCACCAAGCUGAAAACAGAAAGGUGUUUGUAAGUAUCUCCUCAUAUGCUAUAAUUCUUAAUUUGAUGGAAAUAGUUGCAUUUAUUAACUGGUCCUCAGAGGCUGGUUUUUCAGACAGAGCCUACUAUCUCCUUUUCUAGGAAUGAUAAAGCAAAAGGUUAAGGACAAUAUUGCAGGGAUUGUAAUAGAGGCAACAUUUCUUAUGUUUAGCAAUCAGUUACAUUAAAACUGCAGUACUAUGCACACUUUAUUUGGAACAAGUCUCAUGGAACUUGGUUGAAUUUACUUCUAAAUUCAUCAAGUCUUGCUGAAGCAGAACCAGCAUGAUUUCUGCAAGGGCAAGUCCUGUCACACUAACCUUGUAGAAUAUCAGCAAGGAUGUAGAUAUAGGUGUACUUUUAAAACGCCUUUGAUAAAGUCACUUGUCAAAGCCUUGAAUAAGCUUUGGAGUUAAGGAAUAAUAGGAGAGGUCCGCUUAUGGCUCUGUAACUGGUUAAGCAGCAGAAAGCAGAGAAUAGGAAUAAAUAGUUCUCCAAUAGUUCUCCAACUUAAAGUUGUAGAAAGUAACCUCUUAAUGGAUCAUUAUUGAGAAUAGUGUUUAAGAUUGUUGAAAUAAAAAGGGAUUGUGAAUGUGAGGGCUAUCCAAUCUGGGUGAAUAGGCAGUAAUAUAGCAAGUUCAAUUUUAUGUAAAGUGAUGCACAUGGGGCCAAACAAUUCUAAUUUCACAUAUACACUAAUGGGGCCUGAACUGGCAGUGGCUGAGUAGGAAUGAUACCCAAGGUUGUAGUGGAUAGCUUGAUGAAGGUGUUGACCCACUGUGUGGCUGCUGUGAAAAAGACUAUUAUUAGGAAGGAAUUGGAAACCUGCCAGUAUCAGAAUAUCAUUAAUACAAAUUUAUGGCGAUACUACACUUGGAAUAUUGCAAAUGGCUCUGGUUGCUUCCCCUUGAAAAUGUUAAUGUUGAGCUGAAAAGGAUUUGGGAAAGGGCAAUCAAAACGAUCAAGGGGCUGGAACAACUUCCCUAUGAGCAAAGGUUGUAACCUUUCGGGCUCUUUAGUGUAGGGAAAAAGUGCGUAAGGAGAGAUAGGAUAGAAGUGGGCAAGAAUUAGGCAAGUGUGGAGAAAGUGGAUAGGGAGGAUUUUUUCUCUCCACCUCUCAUAAUACUAAAUCCCUGGGUCAUCCAAUGGAAGAUUCAGGACAGACAAAAGGAAAUACCUAUUCAUGCAGCACAUAGUUGUGGAGGCUGUGUUUAGCCUUCACUGUUGGGCUGCAGUGUGCCCUUGAAUGCCAGUGGCUAAGAAUCACAAGUGAGGAGAGUAUCAUUGUACUCAGGCCCUGCGUUCAAGCUUCCCUGUGACUACAGAAUGCUGGAUUAUAUGGUCCUUUGGCCUAAUCCCACAGGGCUCUUCUUAUGUUUCUAAGUAACUUGUAUAGGAUAAGGUUGCUAAUGUUUCGGGGCGGGGGGGGGGGGAGAGAUACAUCUGCUAAGUUCAUUUCAGCCUGUACACAAAUUUCCAAAAACAUUUCUGUACUCUAACUUCAAUUUAAACUUUGUUGUAGAGUGAUUGUGUUUGGAAUAAUAUUGUCACGUAUAUCUCCUUGUUAAAAAGUUUCCAUCCUCAGCUGAGAGUUGGUGGAAGAUGGGUAUUAUUGAUGACUUUCUCUUGAGAUUUAAUACAUACCAAGCUAAAUGGCUUAAUUAUUACUUGCUGGAAUCAUCCUACAAGUAGUGCAUUGUAGAUAUAACAGUCUUCUAUAGGAGUUCUUGUUCUCCCCAACUCUUUCUGAAUACCUGAGGUUUAAUAUUUCAGCACUGAUAACCAGCCAGACAAUGAGCUCCUUAUGCUGCACCCUGGUUCAGCGGUGAGGCUAAUGGUCUUGGAAAUGCAGGGUCAGGGACCACUCAUUAGGAAGGCUAUUUUCAUAGCUGAAGAGCUUGUCAGUUUUGUCAAGCAGCAUCAUGACCAUCAUGCACUAUUUUCUCUCUCUUUUUACACUUUUUGCUCCGUUCUUAGAAUGUGAGUGUACUUAGAACCAAGUGAUCCUACCCAUGCUUCAUUCAUAGUAAAUACUCUGUGUUCAGUGACAUAUAUUUCCUAGCAAGUGACUUCAUUACAACAAAGUAGCCUGAACAUGUUUACUCAGAAGUAGGUCUGAGUGAGUUUAAUGCAAUUUGCUCUCAGGUAAGUUUGCUUAGAAAUUCUGCUUUAAUGUAAUAUAAGUGCUGCUUAGCUUUAGAAUAAAUUCUAGCUUUAGACUAAAAUUGGAAGCUUUUUGAGCCACAGGUGGCACUUUUAUGCAUGAUUAGAGGAUUGCAUUCAGUUGCCCCUAGGCCACCAUGUUGUGCAUUUUUUAUGCUGUCUUAGGUGGCUACUUUCUUUACUGGCACAAUCACUAUGCCUAUAACAGGCAUUCAGGCUUGUGUGUGAGAAACUCAAGCUGGAAAUCCUAUUUAGUGUUUGUUUGAUCUGCAUGCUGUGCAUACUUAACUGGAAGCAACCGCCUUUUGGAUAUAGUGAGAAUUUAUUCUUAGUGAACAUACAUAGGAUAGUAGGAUAGCACUAUUGCUUAAAGUACUGUCAGUACAGUAUCGCUGUAAGGUUCCCUUUGUUUCACUUGAGUAAGAAAUACUGGUUUGCCUAAUGCCACCCAGUAGCUGUUCAUAGCUGAGCUGCAAGCUUAAGUCCCUAAGAUAUAGCAGCUUCUAAAGCAAGUCUGGAAAACUACUACACACUCCAAUCAGUUUUGAAUAGAACUGUUUAUAUUUGGUGUCUGUUGUUCUCAAAGCUUGACUGCCAGCAUUUAAAAAGAGGUGCCAGAUCAGUUGUUGCUACUGUUAUUACGGCUUCCAUGUUAUCCUCACAUAAUUGCAGUUAUCGUUAGUAAAAAUCCUUCUUGCAUUAGUUAAAUUGUGUUUGUUUUAUUGCCACUGACUAAAUCUAACAAAAACCAGCCCUGAACUGCUUGAGUUGCAGAGAACUAAAGGGUGUAAACAAGAGGAUUGUACAUUUCCCACCUGCACACCCGUUUGUUAUUAGAUGUGGGCCUUCCAUCCCACCCCUUUUCUAAGAUCAGGCCAAUACCAUGUGUAAAUGUGCAGUUCUGCCACCACUGCAUUUAAUUUAGGCUCCUUCAGAAAGACAACAUAUAAAUUGAAUAAAUUAAACAAAUAAUAGUUUGGCCAGACUAUUACAGUCGUACCUUGGAAGUCGAACAGAAUCCAUUCCGGAAGUCGGUUCGACUUCCAAAGCGUGACUUCUGGUUGGCUGCAGGAAGCUCCUGCAGCCAAUCGGAAGCUACAGAAGCCUCGUCGGAUGUUCGGCUUCCAAAAAUAGUUCACAGACCAGAACAGUCACUUCUGGGUUUGCAACAUUCGGGAGCCAAAACAUUCGGGAACUAAGCUGUUUGACUUUCACGGUAUGACUGUAUUUGUUUAUCUGAUUCCACCAUGUUCUCCCUGCUCUAUAAACCAAUCUGGGACAUAACUACCACACAUUAUAUUAAAUGUGUAGAGUGUAGCAUCAAUCUUUCUUUAUUUUUAAUGCUGAUCAUAAGGGACUCUGAUUUUCACUGAGACCAUGGGAGUGUCUUUUCUGAGGGUCAUUUCCAUAUUGUAGGGGGUUCAUGGGGAUCACAGCUAAGGGGAAGAAAUUGUUAAACCUCCCUAUGUACUGCUUCUUUUUAAAAAAAAUUGUGAGCAUCCUAUCCAUACAUGUAGGACAACUUCACCAUUCUGAUUCAUUAAGGUUUCACAGCUGUAUGCUCCUGCCUGAGAGUAAACUCCACUGAACACACUGGGACUUGUGAGAAAACCUGCAUAGGCUUGCACUGUAAUUUGGUUAUCUUUUCUCAUUUAAAUAAUUCCCUGCAGCCCAUUCUAAUGCAAAGUUUUCCUUGACAGAAAACACAUGCGCAGAAUAGCUAUAAUUUUGUUGUACUAUGCUACCACUUCCCUCUUCCAUCAAGCACCAUCCUUCUCCUCUGUCAAAUUCAUGUUACUUAUAGUGGAAGCCAAUGGAACUGUGACCAUGUGAGUAAUGUGCUUUGUACUGCAGAUGAGUCAUUUUAUUAGUCUGGUUAGCACAGUUUUCUUACUUUGUUAACUUUAAUAUGAUUUCUGCUUAAUGAAAAUGCAUAUAUCACAUAGACAAUUGCUGUAAAUUAAUUUUCAUAUACGUUUAGGGAUGCAGAAAGACUCGAAGAGUUUUACACCAAAAACCAGCAGCUUAGAGAGCAACAAAAAUCAUUGCAUGAAACAAUUACAGUUUUAGAAGACCGGUAAGUAGAAAUUACCCCAUUUUGAUGGUAAGGUUUAGCCAUAAUUUUUCUUUUUUUGAAAGCCCUGCCGAUUAGAUUAUUGUUUGCUGCUUGUAUAUCAAACUCAGUAGUAAACAGCUUACUAAAUGGAAGAGGUGAUAAUGGAUGCUCUCCCUGACUAUUUUAAGUUUUGAAAUCAAAGCCUUUUGAUUUGUAUUGGACAACUUUUUUCAAGGACUUGGAAGUUCAUUCAGUGCUAUGAAGCAUGUAACCUUUUAUGAUGUGUGUGUCAAGAAAUAAGUUCAAAUAGAUGUAUUCUAGCUUGAUCAUCCAGAACAAUUUUGUUGUUCUGCAGGUAGGAAAGAUUUAGAAGUUGAAGGAAGGUCUUUGAUAGUAAAAUCAGAAGUGUGCUUCUGAUUGCCAUGUAUCCAAAAAGGUGUUUCACAUUAAUAAUAAUAAGAAUGGUUGAUAGCCAAGAUUUUAAAAUUCUAGAUCAUCUAUGCCACUUCAGGUUGUAAUCCUAAACACACUUACUAAGGAGUAAUUUCCACUGGACGUUUAUGGCCUCUUGUGCAGUGGUUCACUAUUAAGUAAAUACUUUGGGCCCCCUGUUUUUCAAAAGCUAAGCCAUGGACCUCCUACUUUUGAAAUUUUGAUAGAUCAGUGGUAUGCCCUGAGUUAUCUAGUACUUUAAAAAAUAUUAUGCUUAUCUAACAUAUCUUUAUCUUCUAAUUUCUAUAGGUUAAGAGCAGGAUUAUGUGAUCGUUGUGCAGUAACUGAAGAGCAUAUGAAGAAAAAACAGCAGGAAUUUGAAAAUAUUCGGCAACAGAACCUCAAGCUGAUUACAGAACUGAGUGAGUUUUAUCUUCCUUGAGUCAUUUCAUAAUAAUGGGACCUCUUUGCAUGUGCUCUGUUAUCACACUCUUUUGAGUCAGUAAUGGUUAGUUUUUCUAUAUUUAAAUACUACGUUGUUCACAGAAAAUGCUCAUUAUGUCUUAUUGACCAUUCAUUCCCCAAACAGGCUUAUACUCAUAGGCUCUCCUGUGAGAGCCAGUGUGGUGUAGUGGUUAAGAGCGGUAGAUUCGUAAUCUGGGGAACCGGGUUCGUGUCUCCGCUCCUCCACAUGCAGCUGCUGGGUGACCUUGGGCUAGUCACACUUCUUUGAAGUCUCUCAGCCCCACUCACCUCACAGAGUGUUUGUUGUCGGGAAGGAAGGGAAAGGAGAAUGUUAGCCGCUUUGAGACUCCUCAGGGUAGUGAUAAAGCGGGAUAUCAAAUCCAAACUCCUCCUCCUCCUCCUCCUCCUCCUCCUCCUCCUCCUCCUUCUUCUUCUUCUUCUCCAUUGUACCUAAUAUGUGGGAGUGUACAGUUAGCCUCUUAAAUUUUGGAAUGUCUAAUAAAACACUUCUUGCUUUCAAAACUGUUAAUAUUAUAAGAUAAAAUAUAGAGAAGUGCUUUUUUCCUAUGUCUUUAAAAUGUCAGGAACUACCACAAGCAGAAUUUGAGUGAAAUUGAUUUAUAGCUCAAUAAUAUUUCACUUGGGCUUGACUCUUUGCUCACACACAAAGGUAUAUCCUGCCAAGCUAUGGUUUGUUUUUACAUCCAAACCUAUGGAACCUUACAAGCCAUGGUUAGAGAAGGUACCAUCAAAUCAAGGUAUCAAAUCACAGUUUGAAGAGAAUUUGCAAAACACAGCUUGUACCAAUUGUUGUCUGCCAUGGCAUCCGAAUUCAGAAACCCGUGACAAACCAUCAUCUCAACAGAAGCAGAGCAGCAUCACAGGAAUUGCUCUGCCUCAAGAAGCUGCUGCACUAUAGAAACCAGAGCGAAUCAUAGUUCUGAGCAGAUAGAAAACAAUAGGAGACAAAUAGUUCUAAAUUAUUAUUUACCAUAUGUUUGACAGCUCAAAACAGCGUUGUGGGUAAGCACAAGCUGUGGUUUGCUAUGGUGUAUGAAUUGAGCCAGAGUCUGUUUAUUGCUAUAGAUGCCUAAAGAUUCCAUCCCAAACCCAGAUUAUAUUUGGUUUAUGACUAGCUUGCAGGGUAGAGGGGAAGGAGCCGAACCUUUUCUGUGUUUGACUUGACUUGCUUUAGUCUCCUGGAGGUGUUUGCUCUGCUAGCACCAUUAUACAGUGCUUCUGCUAUACAAUUGCUAUGUUGAUUGUUUGAGGAGUGGAGGAUGUUGAUGUAUUUUCCUCCCAUUAAUCAGGUACUGUUGGAUUCAAUGAAAUUUUGUAAUGUUACCACUUUCCCUUUAAUGUUAUUGUGCUGCUUUGCUUAUAGACAAAUGGAGAACUCUUCUACAUCUUAGGUUCAGGGGCCUUCUAAAGGGAAUCAAAGUUCCUGGAUAUAAACUAUUACUUGACUUUCUUGUGAAGGGAGUAUAGCUCACAAAUGCCCACUAAUUUGGAUAGCAUCAUGAUUUUGGUCAAGGAUAGGAUAAAAGGCACAUCUUUCCAAACAUCACACAAGACAGUAGCGCCAGUACUUUUUUAAAAUGUCCUUUCCUUUGCAUCACCAGUCUUAUUUCUUUCUAUUGAGCAAUAUUCUCAUGUGAUGAAAAAGUCAAUUAGUAAGUAAUUUGUUGCUGGAUUUCACAGUUAAUCAGUGUGAUGUAAUUAAGUUACAAAUUGCAUUUAUAACAUUCUGUUAGUGACUUGGCUGGAACUCUUUAUUUAGAAUGAAAACAAAAUGUAUUGGAGUACAAGUACAUGCAAGUGAGUUUUUUAGUCAUCUAAUGGAUUUCCUAAGAAGACUGAUGAAGAAAUAAAACGCAACUGGAAAUUGCCAUGUUAUUUCUUUUUUUUGCAUAUUUCAGUGAAUGAAAGAAACAAUUUACAGGAUGAAAAUAAAAAGAUUUCUGAACAGCUUCAGAAGAUGCAAGAGAAGAUAGAGUAAGUAUAAUUCCUGUUUGUACCUAUGCAAAUAGAUGUAGGGAAAGGUUUGUCCAGGAAGUGAUGGAUAAUGACGAUAACCAAACCACAAUAAAUCAGAUAAACCCUGUCCCAUCUCAGUGUAACACCCUCCCUUUCCUGAGAGGGAAGGAGUUUCUCAUGGAGUGCUGAAAAGUUGGAUACCAGAGUAGCUCCAUAUCCCAGCACUUUAAAAAAUAUGUAUCCUACUGUCUUUUAGUUGAGGGAGGUGAGGAGGCAGUGUAUCUCAUGCCAUGCUGCUAAGUUUUGGAGCAGAUGGAAACAGAGAAAGAGAGACCUGGUGUUUCUGCUACUCCAGGACAAUAUAAGAGUCUCUUCUACCUCUGUACUUUGUUCUCCAGCGCCUGUAGGUGACUGGUGGGAGGGGUCAUAGCAAAAGGAGUGAUCUCUGGCAACUACGAAAUAUGCUUGGCUGGUAAGCCAAACCAGAACUUGUGAAAGGUUUGGUAAAUGAGCCUGUUGUCAUUUCCAGCUAUUCCUUUAUAGUCCCACUGACUCCCUGAUCUUUUGUUUAUAAUUUAUGUUUUCACUGCCAAUGUCUCAGCCACUUAUUUUAGCUUCAACCUGCCAAGACAUUCUUUGUUCUGUCCACCAUUUGCCUUUUUAUUAGCACCUUCUGCCAGGUUCCCUCCUUUUAAUCCAGGCAUAGGCAAACUCCGGCCCUCCUGAUGCUUGGGACUACAAUUCCCAUCAUCCCUGACCACUGGUCCUGUUAGCUAGGGAUGAUGGGAAUUGUAGUUCCAAACAUCUGGCGGUCUGGAAUUUGCCUAUGCCUGUUCUAAGUGGCAGUGCCACUCUUUUUCUAUAAUUUAAAAGGACCAGUUCUGCCUUCUCUAAGGCUACAUUCCCUGAUUCAGUUAGGUAGCUGUGUUGGUCUGAUGCAGUAAAAAAAAAAUUUAAAAAAUUGUCCAGUAGCACCUUAGAGACCAAUUAAGUUUGUUCUGGGUAUAAGCUUUCGUGUGCAUGCACACUUCUUCAGAUACCAAUUCCCAGUGACCCUUAAUACACUCUUGGCAGAUCAACACUUUCUGUUUUUUUGUAGUAUUUAGAUUUCACAUUAAUUUUGUUUGUUUUUCUUAGGGAGCAAGAGCAAUACAUGGAAGAGUUCGUUCCAGAUUCACCUGUUCAGUCACUUUCAAUGGUUAAUCAACUGCGCCGAAAACGGGAGAAUAGACAUGUCCAGUACACAGAACAAAAGGGUCCAGAUUUGGAACAGACAGGAAGACCUCAUAGUACGCUUUUUCAAAAACUAUUUCCCUGCUAAAAAUAUUAAGAAUAAUUACAGUUUGAAGGAGGUCCCCUUUAUACAAUAUAAAAAUAUAUAAUUCCAAAUCCUUCCUUCCUUUUAGGAAAUGGUUCUGAAUUUUUGGUAGCAGUGCUUCCUUACUAACUUGUCUCAGACUACCACCUAAUGGACAUUAAAAGUAUUUCCAUCCUGUCAUACCCACAAACAGAGAGCCAGUUAUUUUAGAGUUUCCAUAACAAGGAAUAGUCUUAACUCCCAUCAGGUCAGGGGAAAACUGUGUGAGAGGAGCUGCUCCUGAGCUGGGCAUUGUUGCUUGCUCUGUUUCUGGAUCUGAAUAUGGGGGAAGAAUACCUCUAGGCCAGGGGCAGCUCUUGAUCAAGCACAAGGCAGAGAACCACCAUUGAUAUUAAGGAGGAAUUGCUGUAGGGUGCCAUAAAUAAACUUCAUUUUAUAAAGAUGCUGUAUCUGAUUAUGACCUUUAUUUUUCUCUUUCUAGAGCUUGGGAAGAUCCCUCUUUCAUCCACCCAAAGGGAUGUCUGUCCUGAAGAAGAAGUAUUGGUGGCUGAUACCUGCGACCCACAGCUCUCCCCAGUAUCACGUAAAUUUAGCAAGUUUUGCCAUUAUAUAUUUAAAUUAGUGAUAGCGGAAAAGAGUACAGUCACUUUUCCUUGGUAAUCACUCUGUACUAUUGAAGAUUUUUCUUGUUUUACUGCUUAGAGUUUUUUUAUUAAUUAAGCAGUUUAUAAAUAUUUUAAAUAAAUGAAGCUUUUAGUGGAGAUCUUUAUCCAAGUUCAUCUCUGUAUUUGAUCUGAAUUUUGUUCUGUUUUGUUUUUGCAUAUGGAAUUAUUUAAUUGUUGAUGUUUGAUGCUUUGAGGUAUUUUAUGGGGAGCGAAUCAUGAAUGGAAUUGAAUAAAUAAGAAAAACCCUCAGUGUGAAAAGUGCUCUGUACGAUCCUUUGGUCUGUUUAUUCUUUGUUAGAGGAGGCAUAUGACCCAGGACUAGCAGCCCUUUCAGGAAUCCUGGAGAUUGCCCAUUUGCCCAGGCAUUUUGCCGACUCUUAUGAGGAAACCAUUCACCCUCCAAAGCUAUAGGGAAGAGUUGAACAGAAACCAGGAACCUCAAGAGACAGCUACUGCAAACUUGCAUAUUAUUAAAUACUAUUAUGUUCAUCUAAAAUGUUUUUUGAGCAUUCAAGAAAUAGGUUUAAAAUUAAAAAUCAAGGAUUCAGAAAUGUUCUGCUGAAUUAAUUGCCUUGGAAUAAAUCAUACUUCUAUUAUUGCACAAUUCUCAAUUUAUGGACCUCUUUUUUAAACCUAAUCCUAUCUGUACUAGCAAAAGUGGAAUAUGUUUUAUCAUGCAUGUUCUGAGUUACUGAUUUCUUCUCUCCAUCUGUACAGAUGAAAAAAUAGCAGGAGAGUGCACUGCUACAAGAUCACCAUUUGCCUUGGCAGUAGUUGUUGCAGAAACCCUUGGACUUGAUGAGCCUGUGAGUACUGAUUUCAUGAUCUGCCACAAAAAUCUAGUUGGGAAAUAAACUCUCAUAGGGAAAACCAAUUUUUCUUUUGCUUAUUUUGUCUCAAGAUUUGGUAAAAAGUACCACCAACCAACUGCUAAUGACAGCAGAUGAGGCAACUGACUGUGUAUAAAUCGCUGUGUAAUCAUUGUUAUCCAUUUAUUGUGUCAAAAACUAAAUGAAAAUGUAAAUGAAAAUUACAGUUCAUUUUGUAAUUUUUCAUUACUGGUAAUUAAUGUUGGUUUUCAGAAAUGUGUGCCACACUUGUAUACUUAUUAUGUCUUUGGAGGCUGAAUAUUUUUAUUUUAUUUUUUGCAUGGUAAAUUGGAAAUAAAUUGCAUGAAGGUGGUAUAGAACCAUAUCUUUUAGAAUUGCUACUCAUAUUACUUUGUUGGUGAAAUAUAACUCAUUCAUUGCAGUGAUUUGAUUUAAUGGGAUCCCUUUGCUAUAGCUUCAGAACAUAAUUGGUUAAAUAAAAUUAUAUCAGAUAAGCUGAGUGCAAUCACACUAAUCCAGCUCAAGGAACUAUACGCAAAGAAGCAGGCUUUUCUGAGCAUAUCCAGAAUUUGACAGAUAACUACAUGCACAACCAGAUGCUUCAUUCUCAAUUUCCUCUUCCAUUCAGCAAAUCUGGGGUUUGCAUACAGACCUGCCUCUACUUUUUAUUCAAGCUGAUUGUUCUGUCAACAUAGGCCUGGCUAAUCCAUGACCAUGGAAUUACCAUAUUUUUCGCUCUAUAACACGCACCGGACCAUAACACGCACAUAGUUUUUAGAGGAGGAAAACAAGAAAAAAAAUAUUCUAAACGAAACAGUGGAUGUAUGAUUUUUGUGGUUCAUGCUGUGGCCACAGACAUGUGAUCUGACGGGAAGUUUGGGGUAGCCCAAUGCAAAAACCCUAAGGAUCCAUGUGGAUCCAUGCUUUGUAAGCACGUUUUUGCACCACUGCGGCCCCAGGCAACAGUGGGUGCAUGAUUUUUUUGGUGCAAGCUGUAGCCAUGGACAUGCUAUGUGAUCUGAUGGUGAAUUUGGGGUGACCCAGUGCAAAAAUCCUGAGGAUCCAUGUGGAUCUGUGCUUUGUAACCAGGCUCUCUGUCCCUCUCUUCUCCCCACUCAGUGGCUCUUCUCCCACUUUGCUGUUUCAAAGCGAGCCACAGAGGAGGGAAGGAAGGGGAACCAUGGAUCCUCUGCUCACGACUGCAGCAGAUCCCCCCGCCAUCCGUAGGCAUUCGCUCCAUAACACACACAGACAUUUCCCCUUACUUUCUAGGAGGAAAAAGGUGAGUGUUAUGGAGCAAAAAAUACGGUAAAUAUGAAUGUGUGCAUUUUGAGCUUCUUUAAAAAAUGUGCCAUACCAGAAGUUGCAAAACGUAAAGUGGUGUUAUUAUUUCAUAGGAACCUCGGAAUAAAGCACAGGAAGAUUUCAGAAAACAGUUGGUUCAUGUGUUUCCUAAAAGUAAUGGUGACAACUUGGAGUAAGUCUUAGAAUUUCCUUUAAAAAAAAAUAAAUGAAGAUUUUACAUAUGAAGCUAAAUGAACUUUCAUAGAAUAAAUUUGGUAGAAAUGUUUAUUAUAGUAAUGUUUUAUAACAUAUUUAAUAUAAUAGUGAAGAAAACUUACCACAUUUUAGUUUGAAAGAGUAUAAUCCAUUAGAAAAUAGCAUACUUAGAUUUUCUGACAAUAUCUGACUUUUUAAUAUAUGUCUUGUAAUAAGAAAAAUUAAUAUGAUUUCCCUGCCAAUAUUUUGUACUCUGAAUAGAAGUACUUGGUAUUAUGCCAGAUGCCACCAUAAGGACCAAUCCUGGUCUUAUGAUGUCUUUUUUUAUGCACACACCCUAUAAUGUUUUUAUUUGCAGUUUCUAAAAUAAUAAACCAUUUGCCUCUUUAAAAGUUCAGGGCUCCUAUUUGAUGUACUACAAAAAGGCAUAAUAAAUAUGGACAGAAGGUUAAAACUUCAUGGCAGCAUCUGCUAAAGCAUGGAUGGGGAAUCUGUGGACCUCCAUUUGUUAUUGGACUAUAUCUCACAUCAUCUAUUGCCAUGCUACCUGGAGCUGAUGGGCCUUCCAGCAUCUGGAGGGCCAAAGGUUCCUUACCCUUGUGCUAAAGACUCAGAAACCCAAGGAUCUUUGAGCAGGAUAUUGAACAAACCUACUUACCUUUCAUCCUUACCUCUAUUGACCCUACACUGCAACCUUUGUUCAAAAUCAGGGCUUUCUUGGUGUGGAGUAUGUCCAGCUCUGCUUAUGUUGAUGUUUCUGACAAUAAAUCCAGUCUUUCAGAAGGGAGUGAUAAUUUAAUUCCUCUCUUAAAUAACUGUUACAGCCUUAUGCUGGAUGUUACUUUUUUUCAAUGGACUGGUUUGUUUUUUGUACUAGUUCACAUUAGCGGGGAAAAAAUAUUUUCAACUUUUAACUAUUCAGAUUUUCAGAUCCACCUGAGGACUCUUCUCCACUUACAGACUGGGAUUCUAAGGUACCUUCUCCUGUUUUUGGAGCCUCUGCAAAUGUGAAGAAGAGCAGCUUGGGCCUCAGUACAAGUCUUUCCUCUUCUGUGUUAGCAACAGGACGUAAGUCAAAUCUGAAAAACAACUCCAUCAACAAUUCUUCCUAUUCUAGAUCUGAGAAAGUGAAAUCAGUAUCUGAAGAUGUUGCUUUUGUUGUACCGCUUAACCCUGGGACUGAAAUAACCUCUGUUAUCAGCCAGGCUCCAACCGGUAAGCAAGUGGUUCUGAAACAGAAUGCAGAUGAGCCCAUAACAUGUGUGACCAACACACAUUUAGAUAAAGAUGAGACAGGCAAGAGUGACUUCCUUCUUCCAUCACAGAAACAAUUAGGCAGCCGAUGCCCUAAAAGGAAGAAACCUGAUGAAAGGAGUGGGCAUGUGAUCAGCUCUGAAAAAGAAAAUGCCUUCCCUUCCCAUGCAGACAAUUCUCCUAUCAAUAGAGAUAAUAUAACUGAUAAGCCUUUAGAUUUAUCUGAUCGCUUUUCGGGUUUUCGCUGUCAAGGAAAAAGCCAUGUAAGUGCUGAGACCUCCAAAACUAGGCUGAGGCAGGCAACUCUUUGUGAUGUUUUUCAACCACCAGUGAAAGAUUAUUCAUCUAAAACCAUCGUUGGUUAUCUAAUGAGCCAAGAUUCACCAGAGGAUCCCUGUGUACAGGAAGCAUCCCUGGAGAGAGAACCUCAAGUACAGAUAAAAGAAGAGAUCACUUCCUUUUGUAAUCCACCAAACGACGUCCUGGAAUCAGAGCUCUCUGAAGAUAUGGAGGUAAGUUUGUGAGCAACACUGUUACCUAGCAUAAAUAAACACCUGAGGUUUUCGGGGAACGGUAGCAUUUCUUUUGCUUCUUUGCCAAAGAGAGAGUUCACAUGACAGUUAUGCAACAUUUGCCGGGGGAACUUUCUUGCUACUUAUUUGUACUUCUAGGGUGGGGGAUCAGGAGCUGGCUAAUGUGAUACAGCUGGCUAAUGUGAAUUAUGAACAGCAUAGAAAGAAUAUUUGGGCAAAAGGUUUUUAACAUUGUAAUUGUGUCGGUAGGCUGCUGGUGUCCAUAAACCAACAAAUAAGAGGAUAAGGUUACAAAUUGCAGUAGGUGAGCCAGCAUCUGUGCUUCAACCAAAUCCUUGCAGAGUGAAAAAAGCCGCAAAUCUGCACAAGGAACAAGGUACCUUGUAACUCAUCAUAUUAUUGAAAUAUCAGAACAUUGGUGUUCUUUGUCUUGCCCUUUUAUUGGCGUUACCAUCAUCUUAACAGAGAUCCUACAUACCCAUUAGGGACAGAUCUGUAGCGAGUGUCUGCUACAUCCAUAAUCCUGUCAACUUGCUUCAGCCAGGGCAAAAGGGGUAGAUUUCCGCAAGGUUUUUGCCUCAGUCAGUUUUGUUUUGCUUAAAACAAAAAGCCACCCUUCUAUUGACAGUAAUGAAAAGGAAAAUAGGGGUGCCAAUUCCAGGGCUGUCACACUUUUUCAUCGAUCUUGAGGAUACCUUUGAAAAUUUGCCCUAUUAGUGGAAUAGUCACUAUUUAUCUCGUUAUUUUGAUCUGCAUAUCCUUAGAAUUCUAAGACUUUUAGAACAUUCAUUUCUUUUACAAAUUAAUUAUCUCUUCUUUUGAAGAUAAUUCAUCCUUGGAAAAUGUGCAGUGGAGCAUAGACCCAGGAGCAGACCUUUCCCAAUACAAAAUGGAUGUUACUCUCAUAGAUGCAAAAGUAAGCAAUCUUAAAAAUACUAAUGACUUUGGUUGGUUGCUUCUUCAAAUGUAAUAGUUCAUUUGCUAACAUGAAACUGAGUUAGUACAUUUGCUUGUGUCAUUUAUGUGAUAGAUCCUCAAUGUUUGGAAGUUUAUAGACUAGUUUUAGAGAAUGAUUUGAAUAAUAUUUUCAGGCCUGGUGAAUCAUGGGAGAUGCUGAGGUUUCAAUCAACUCUCAGCUUGCAUGUUACACAGUUUGGAAGUGAUGACACUACUAAAUGAAUAUGUGUGAUCUACCCCUCCAAAGGAUUCUUGCAGAAUCUUAAAAUGUGAUCCACAGUCUGAACACUUUUUUGUUCCUGGUAUUUUCUCUGGUAUAGAAGUUUAAAAUAUGUAUUUGAUUGCAAUAUCCUUAAAAAAAAUGUUACAUAAUUAUUUUGUGACUCUGUUGCCUAAAAGGAAGGGAUCCAAACAAGAACUGAAGCAGAGACUGUAGACAUGGACUAUACAUAUGUCAGUGAUAGUAUUCUAGUAAGAAUGAAAAAUCAAGAACAUAAAGAAGUAAACAGUUCAAGUAAGUUAUUUUUGUUUGAUUGUUUUAAUAGCACAAGUGAAAAACUGAAUAUAACAGUUACAAGCUCCUUUGCAUAUAGAGAUGUAUGGCACACACGUGGCUGCCCCAUGUACCAAGAUGACUUCCCUGGUUAGCAUUUAAGAAGGGAUGAUGGAAAAUGCAUGAGCAGUCCAUCAGUUCACUGGAAAGAUAAAAAAGAAUAAGCCCCACUCCAACAAUGCACAGCUUAGAGAAUGAGGACAAUAGAACAGUUGGUUGGGUCCAGCGGUUCAAAAUGCUUCUGUUUGACUUGAAAAUAAGCCGUGUAUUUUUUUCCUGCUUUAUAGCCUUAUAACUCUGCCAUAAGGAACCAUAGUCCUUAUUAUAGUCUUUUGGACCCAGCAAUGUUGUAAGCUAUGGCCUGGUGUACUGUAUGUUUCUUGAGCUUUGUCUAACUUGGUAGCUGUGUGUCUUUUAUGGAGGUGAAUUAUAUGACUAGAGUCCUGUGCAGUCUGGUAGCUUCUCAAGUGUACUGCUGUAAUGUACUAUAUGCUCAGCUAUCCUGGAAGACAGUUCAGAAACUACAACAGGCCUGGAACGUGGUAGCUUGUCUACUUAUCGGAGGUAAUAACCAGUACAUAUAACCUUGCUUCUUUUUGAUCUUCACUUGUGAAUAGUUCAUUUCAGGGUAGAAUUCAGCAUUCUAGACUUGCCCUAUAAAAGCCUUUAAGUACUUGGAUCUGGGAUAACUAAGGUCCACUUAAUUAUUCAGGUGCCACCACUAUCGAUGAUAACUAAAAACUGGGGCUUCUGUAAAAGUUUUUAGUGAGUUGGGGUUAAGAGAAUUCUAAAAAUUGUGGGUGCUCUUACCUUUAAAGUUGAGAUGCUUUAAGAUAUUUCUUAUUUAUUUAGUUUGCAAAAACAAGCAAACCCACACACAACAAAACACCUUUAGCCUGCUCUGUGCAGCCUUUUGGCAUUCUUGAGAUGGAAUGCCCCAGUCAGAAUGUUGCAGUGAAGCCUGCCAGGCUACUGAGGGCAGCAAAGUCACAGCCUAAACUGGCAGCAAGAUUAUUAAAAAAGAAAGAAAGAAAAGCCCUCAGCCAGUUCAUAUUUAAAAGUAAGACACACACCCCCAAUACCCUGCAGGUUCUUAAGAAACUUAUUUGUUACAGCUAUUUAUACCCCACCUUUUAGGAUACAAAUUUGAACAAUGCCAAGAAAGAAGAUUUAAAAUUGUCAUUAUUCUCUUCCUAUAUUCUAGUAUCUACCAGAAAUUCCCAAGAAGCUAUUUAAGUCAUGGGUUGGUCCAUCUUUCUAAUACAGAUAAUCAAGAUGGCAUGCCUUAAGUUAAUAAAUAACAAAGCUAGUUUUAGAACCUGAUUGGUUUUUUAGAUCAUGCUGCUUUUUAGCUCAAGGUGUCAAGAAUAAUGCUAGUAAUAAUUGUUGCUCACAUUUGUCAAAGGAGAGAAAAGAAGAAAUGACACCUUUGCAGAAAUAUUUGAUCGGACAUCAUAUGAAGAAUAUGAAUCCUAUCUAGAAGAUGACAAUGCCCUAGGAUGUAACAAUAGGGAGUCUUGUCAGGCGGAAGAGGAGGAAAAGAAGGAAAUGUCAACAGUAAAGAAAAGCUUACAGAGUAUGUAUUUGUUUUAAGACUUGUAAUUCACUGCCAACAUUGGGUGAGGUUGAGUUACAGCUUUAUUUUCAGUGCACAUAGGAUUUCAACCAUGGAUGGUCCUGCCAGCAGAACCUCAGUUAGGAGAGCUGUUUGUGAGUGGUCUUCCACUAAUGGGAUGUUCCUGCUGCUAGAAGUAGGUGACAGUUCUCCGCUUUCAAUGGACAUCUGCCCCAGAUGUUUGAGGGACCCUCCCAAAGCAGCUUGAGGCAGCAUAGGGGGUUGCAGAAGGAGGGGAAGCCUAUCAAAAAAAUCUGCACCACCCAUGUACUCUAGCAGGAAUGUCUACUAGAUCCCAGUUCCCUCUAAGGAGAAGGAGCCCUACCAUUCAAGGAGGGCUAAUUCGAAACCAAGUCAUUAUCUUUUAAAAGAUCUAGGUGUUCAAGGGAAAUUAUCAUUGUUUUCAAGUACUGAGAAAUCUAUAUUGUAGUUGGCUGGGACCAAGUUUGUUUCCUUAAAUUGAUGACGUGUUCUAUAUUUUCAGGGCAUAGAGACAAACAAGAUAAAACCAAACAGAAGGCUUUUGUGGAAUCAUAUUAUAAAAGUGAUGAAAGGUAUAUACCAUAUGCUUGUGAAAAUCAUCUUUAAGGCAACCAGACUUCUUCUGUAUAAAAAAAGAUGAUUCGCUUGUUUUUCUUCAAGUGAUUACAUGGCAGAACUGGGAUGUCGUAGUUUGAAAAAGAUCAAGUAAACUUUGAGAAGAGUCAUAAAGAAUGUGAAUUGAGUGUAAAAAUGCACUGCUUUAUUUUAGUUAAUUGUAGAUUAAACAUAUACCUGUUUCCAGUUUGUGGAGAAUGAAGAAGAUGAAAGACAUAGGGAUAUAUCUUCCAUUACUGUCAGUUAUAUUAACAUGGGAUCCUUACCAUUCCUUCCAAGCCUCUCUGUCCAUUGUUCAGCACCCUUUAAAGAUGAACAGAGAUUAACAGUAACAGUAUUUAGUAGAUUGCACUGAUAUGUUGUGCCUUUGCCCAUUAUACCUAAAAUAAUACUGUGGUCAAAUCCUUUUGAAGUGAACAGGAUUUGAAUGACAAUUAUGGUGGCCAUCUGUUCUUAACUCUCAUUGGUUAUAUAAACAUGAAAAAAGCAGUAAACAUAAAAAGUAGCAAAAUAUUCAGAUGUACAAUAUUUAAGUUAGCUGCCACAACAGUUAUAGAUCCCAUUUUAAGUAUGUUUUAUAAUUAAUCGUAAAGCAACAGCAAAACCGAAAUUGCUAAAGCAACUUGAUGAAACAUUAAACCAACAUAGUUGCCUUAAAUAGUUUUAAGUUGUAAAAUUGUUUAUAACAAUGUGCUUAAAGCUGUAAUUCACCCUGGGACCUUAGGGUAAAAGGCAGGUAAUAAAUAAGUAAAUGAUAGUUUUCUUAUGCAAAAAACAGUAUUUGCAACCUUGUUUAGAUCUUGCAAUUUCUGUUUACUUUCCAGAAGGAACACUGUAUUAGAUUUUCCUCACAUUGAGGUGGUCCGUAAAAAAGAAGAAAGGAAAAAAUUACCUGGACACACUUGUAAGGAAUGUGAAAUAGUAAGUUAAUUAUUUUUCCUUGAUAUCAUGAACCUCAUUCUGUUUAUUCAAUAGAAUAAUUUAGGUAUCUCAUGAAUUUCAUAUACAGAGACAUAUAUCUGUAGCAUAGCUGAUGAAAUGGUGCAGUGUGCAUUUAACCAAGGUAUGCAUGACCCUUAUUUUUGAAUAUUUAGCUACCUGCUUGACUAUAAUAUGUAUUGGGAAGAAAUGGAAAUAACAGAGUGCAAUAAAGACUGCUGAUUUUGAACAGUGCAAAAAUAGACUAUAGAUUAAAACUGAAAAUGCCUGUGAAAUCUCCUGGACACUUCUAUAGGUGCACAGGGUCUCCUGCAACUUGAGAUUUACAGUUUUUAACUCAUGCUUCCGAGGAUCCCCUGACAUCAGAAGUUGCUAUUCGUAUGGGGUGAGGGCUGCAGUUGGAAGAGAGCCCUAGACACUGCCUACAUAGGUUUAGGAUCUAAAAAAAAAUAAAAACCCAUACUAAGAUUGAAAUUGACCGUUUAUCAUCACAAGGGAAUAAUACAUAUUAAUAAUUUAUAAACUGCUUUUCUACUUUAAGCAUUUCUCCCCAGUCUUAAGUUAUUGCAUCAAAUAACUUGAUACAAAUUUCAUCUAAUUAUGCUGUAAGCAGAGUGGAUAAAAAUCAAUGAUUUUUUUAAAAAUUAAAAAAUGGAUUUUUAAAUUUAAAUCAGAUUUUUUUAAUCGGAUUUUUAAAAUAAAAUGCUUUUGGAGGAAAAAUCUUUCUAAAGAUAGUUUUCUAUUUAAGUUACAUUAUAGUCCAAAGGCUAUUCAUCAGGAAAUAAGGAUUUGUUUAAAGUUUUUCAUGUGUGCUAAAACUCAGUCUAAGGUGUUUUUUUAAAAACAUAUUUUUAAAAAGUUUAAUCACAUCGGUUAACAAACAUGGAUACAUAUGCUAUAAUGUUAUUGUUUUAGUUAAAUAAAUUGUUUACACUGUUAUUAAGUAAAUGAUUAUUUUUCUCCUUCCAGUAAAGUACAGCAGAAAAGUUGUCCAGAUAUAAACAAUAAUUUCAUAAUUAUCUGUCUAUGUAUUUCUGAUAGUAUAACCAAAUCAGUAAUUUUUGAUGUAACUAAAAACUACUCUGAAAAUUUAUUAUUCCAAAAAUGAAACCUUCCUCUGGUAGUAAAUAUUAAGAGGAUGCCAGCAAGGUUGAACCUUUCUGUAAAAAUGAUUUAAAUCAAGCCUUACUGACUAGUGAUUUAAAUCAAUUUGAUUUAAAUCAAAUCCACUCUGGCUGUAAGAGCACAUGUAAUUCAUUCAUUAAUGUAUUCUACAAUUUGUUGGGGAGCAUAGAUGAGUCUUAUACUAUGUAAGAGAUUCCAUUUACUGUUUUUAACUUGUAUUUCCAUCUUUCUUAUCUAUUCUUCCCAUUUUUUUAAAAACACACACUCAACUGUAUGUUUCUGAAAUUAAAUAUUUAAAAAUAAGGAGCUUAAUACAAACUUAAUAAAAACUUUGCGAUACCUUUCUGUAUUGCACAUAGCUUAAUCUAUAGCCUACUGUGAAGCUUAAUUUUGUUCCAAAAUAUGUGAAAUCCAGAAGCCUAAAAUAAUAAGAAAGGGACAUAAAAGCAGCUCUGUGUCUUGUGCCAAGAGCUGUGUGUGAACAAUUUUAAUUUCCUGUCUCUGCACAGUGCAAGACUUCUCUUUAAGAACUUGUCUCUUGUUAGAUUUUGGUGAGUUACUCAUAGCAGUGACUAUGAGAUUGGAAACACAUGGGGAAUUUUUUUAUAAUGAAGAAAUGUUCAGAAUAAAGGCAGAAUUUUAAAACACUUCUAGAAAGAGGCUUUUAAUAUAAACAAUCCAAGCAAAUUAUUUUCACAAAGGCAGGUGGAAUUUCAGCAGUAGCAUUGCACCAAAAUAAUGGGAUGUGAGGCAGAAUCAUAGAAUUUGUAGAGUUAGAAGGGACCAUGAGGGUCAUUUAGUCCAACCCCCUGAGAUGCAGGAAUCUUUUGCCCAACAUGGGGCUCAAACCUAUGACCCUGAGAUUAAGAGUCUCAUGCUCUACCAACUGAGCUAUCAUAUGGGUUGACUACAUUCAAUAUUUUGUACAGCCAAUAUGAUAGUGCUUCAUGUUGUUUGGUUUUUUUUAAAAUCCUGCCCAAAAGGCACCCUUUUUUGGUACACUAAGCUUCAUAAAUGAAAUAAAAUCCUAAGAAAAGAAUGCAGGGCACUGUGGAACUCUGCCUAAACCCUUUCUUGGGAUUUUUAUUUUUUUUAAUAGAUGUUAGGUUCCUCUGCUUUCCUCUUUUCUUUGUCGGUGGAAGUAUGGAAAACUUAGGGAAUGGCCAUAAGGCCCACCAUUGCCACAGCAGAAAAUCUUAGGUCUGAGAGAGACUUUCAGCUGAAUGUGUGAACUGACUCCAUGGAUAAGCACUGCAUGGGAGGUGAUGUGAAUGUGUUGUAUGUGAUGUUUGUUUUGCCCAUGCAGUUCAUCCCUUCAGUCACCAGAACUUGAAUGUGUAAACCAGCCAUUAAAAUCCCACACGUUUUCUAAGUCCCGCUCGUCAGAAACUCAUAUUUUCUACUCACUGCCUGCAUGAUAUGCCCCUUUUGGCAUUAUAUAUUAGACCCUUUUUAUGAUUCCUCAGUCUUUGGAAUUUGCAAGCUGUCAGAUUUCUACUUCAACUGAAGCAAGAAUUUAGCUUUAAGAAAGAGAUUUCUGAAUACAUAUAGACAAUGUGGUACUGCACAAUAUCUGUAUCAUACAGUUCUGACAGGGACCAUGGCUUGAAGCACAGCAUAUUAUCUUAGUAAACGCAAAGGGGAUUAAAUGUACUCCCUCUUGAAGUAUUAUGGAGCCUUCUUAAAGAGCUUUUAUGUGCGAGUUUGUAGCUGUUAUUCAGGUCAGUGGGAAUAUACUGCACAUUGUUUUCGGAACCUUAGAACUGUCAAACUGCAAAGAAGCUAAAGGUCGCCUAGACUCAAUACCCUGAAGCAGGAAACGGUGUACCAAACUUUUAAAGAGGAAAAAGAUUGUAAAACACACCUGUUCUAAAAUUAUAAAAUAAAUAAGAAUCUGGCAACAGACAUCCCAUUCUAAGAGAACAUUAAUAUAUUAUCCUGUUAGAAUCAGUUAGACAUGAGGUGAAAUGGGGAGCAGGAAGGACAAGAGUAACACUGUACCACUGUCAGGCCGGAAUUGGUGAAAUAUGCUGCUAAAUUCUGCACCAGCUGAAAUUUCCAAACACUCUCCCAGCAUCACCCUCUGGAAACUACCAUCCAAGCAGGAUCGGAACCACCGCAAAGCAGUACCACCCAUCCCUAACUCGGGCAGCCACUCCAGAAGGAUACCAUGGUUGGUGGUAUCAAAAGCUGCUGAGAGGUCAAGGAUAAUUAAUAGGGACACAUUUCCCUGUCUCUCUUCUGACAGAAGUCAUAAACCAAAACAGUUUCUGUGCCAAACCCUGGCCUAAACCUUGAUUGAAAUGGAGCUAGAAAACCACUUCCUUUCAAGAGUGCCGGGAGGGGGGGGAUAAGUAAUGGACCCUUUUUUGGGUAUUCUGGUUCAGGAGUUAUUUCUUAAUACUGAGUUUCUGCAAUAUCUCUUUAGUACUAUGCAGAUUUUCCAGAAGAGGAGAGGGAAAAGAAGUUAGCUGCCUGUUCAAGGCAUCGGUCUCGCUAUGUUCCUCCUGAUACACCAGAAAAUUUCUGGGAAGUCGGAUUCCCGUCCACCCAGAUGUGUGUUGAAAGAGGCAAGUAUGUGAAAUAGUGGCUUAAAAGGUGGUACAGUCACCUAAUAGACACAGAUCUGUCUUCUUCAUAUUCAGACUUGAUCGUUGAGGUCUUCUGAUUGAGCUGUUUCGGUGGUCGCCUAGACCCCUGAGGUUCAGCUGGCCUUUUCCAGGGGCCGAGUCUUUAGUGUGGCAGGCACUGCCCUGUGGAACCCCUUGCCACAAGUUUGCUAAUCCUUGCUAAUACAGGUUCGGCAGGCAUGAUCAUUUUUAGACAUAUUUUUAAAACUGUGUGAUUAUGACAGGACUUUCAAACCUGAGAUUCUUUGCCAACCAGCUCUAACUGCUGCGUUUGAUGUUUUUAUUGUAAUACUGUGUUUUUAGUCUGUAUACUGCCUUGAGAUAGUUUAUAUGAAUGUGCAGUUCACAAAUAUUAAAAUAAAUGUUGCAUCAGCCAAUUGGGUUGUAUUGAACAUUACAGGAAUCUGCAGUACCAGCCUACAGAACUACUACUGGGGGGAAACUGGGCCAGAUUCAACUAAGUACUUUUCACUAGUAGGAGCCCGUACAAGAGCUCCUGUUAGCACAGAGGGGCUUUCCCCCCCUCCCCUGCCCAUGUAUGUCAAAAUUGGCUUUGAGAGGGUUGGGAGAAAAACCAGAACAGCACGUAGGAGGGAGGAGAGAGGUCAUUUCAUUGGACAAAAAUAAAUGCUUGCAUUGGUGGAACAUGUUUUAGUGUGACGUUGAAUUCCUCCCACUAUUUUUACAUUUACAGUGGUGCCUCGCAAGACGAAAUUAAUUCGUUCCGCGAGUUUUUUCGUCUAGCGAAUUUUUCGUCUUGCGAAGCACGAAAUCCCAUAGGAAUGCAUUGAAAUUCAAUUAAUGCGUUCCUAUGGUCAAAAAAAGUCCAAACAAAGCCAAAUUUGGUACAACAAGAGUUUAUUAAGUGCUCUUUAAAGUCACACAUACUGUAAAGAGCAUUUCAAAAAUUGAAGGAACAAUAAAUUAAGUUUCUAAACAUGACAGAAAAACAUUUAAAAAUCAACAAAGUGUACAGUACAUUUUCUAAGACUCUGGGGGACAACUCGAAGAAGGUUCCUCUUCCACUCUUUCCUUCUUGCUGAAGAACCCCCUCCUCUACUGUUCCCCCAGCCACCCACCACACAGAAAUUCAAAUCCAGAAUUUUUUUAAAAAAACAGCAGAGUGGCCCAAUGGUCACAGAAAAUCAUAAAAAUGCAGAAAAAAACCAGACAAGCUUCCAGAUUCUUGCAAACCCCUCCUCAACUGUUCCCCCAGCCACCCACCACACAGAAAUUCAAAUCCAGAAUUUUUUUUAAAAAACAGCAGAGUGGCCCAGUAGUCACAGAAAAUCAGAAAAAUGCAGAAAAAAACACACAAGCUUCCAGAUUCUUGCAAACCCGUCCCCAACACCAAGUCCUUGAAUUCCAAACACCCCAACCCAAAAUCCAAAAACCCCCCAAAAAGUUUUAAAAGUUUAACUUACCAAAUGGCUGCAAAAGAACUUUUGGAAAAGCUUCAAAAAUCACCAAAGUCUUCAAAAAAGGCUACCACACCGCAUUCUAUGAGUUGCUCCUCGAAGUCAAGUCGCAACUGUAUUAACGGUGUUAAGAAAAAGGAAACAAACUUGCAAGACGUUUUCGUUUUUCGUCUUGCGAAGCAAGCCCAUAGGGAAAUUCGUCUUGCGAAGCAGCUCAAAAAACGCAAAACCCUUUCAUCUAGCGAGUUUUUCGUCUUGCGAGGCAUUCGUCUUGCGGGGCACCACUGUAUUAAAGUAUUUCAAAUACUUAACAAAGUGUUCCCUUUACUUAGCUACCCACCUGCCUGAUAACAGAACUUACGACUGUUGAUGUUUCAGAAUGAGAAACAAUGGCUGCAUUGCACUUCAUGGUAAACCAGUUACUAGUUUGCUAUGAACACAUAGACAACACCUGCUUGGCUCCUUCCUGGCACGAAACAAUGAUGCCUGGCUUAGUGUUAAAUCUGAACUGGAGAUCAUGGUUUGAUUUGUUUCAGUCAAACCACAGUGUGAAGGAAGGGUUUGUUCUUUGCUUCCUGCUUUCUGUUUGGUUUGCAUAAGCCAAAUGGUUCAAGUGUAAUGCUAAGUCAGGGAUUUUGUAGUUUUUUGUUCACACUAUGGGGGCAAUGAAACAGGAGCCAUCUGUGCAUCUGUCGUAAACAAUUAAUCAUGGUUUACCAUGAUGUGCAAAUGUGACCAACAAGAAAUAGUUUGGUGGGGAAAAGAAAAAGAAACCCAGCACAUAAAUAUUCAAGAAAAAAUAUGUUUUGUAUAGUUUACCACUGUAUAUGUAAUCAGAAGUAGUAUUCAUUGGUGGAAUCCUCCUUAAAUCAGUUUCUAGUUGCUGCAGUACACACAUUCUUUAUCUGAAUGCAAUCCAGGCAUUAAAUGAUCUCCCAGUAGAUUAGUGCUAUACUGCUUUCAUAUGCAGGAAGCCAUGAAAAAAACUAUAGCAAUCCCAUUUCCUUUUAAAGAGUAUCUAGAGAUCAUCAGCUUCCUCAUAAAAUACCUCUUGUUUAGUUUAGAGUUUUCAUGCCAGAAGCCUUUCAAGCACAAAGUUACUCUUAAUUAUUUAGAAUGCCAUUAUUUAAGUGGGUGUACUUGAGAAAAGCGCCUAACUUUUUUCACUCUGCACUGCCAGUGGCACUUCACAACAAAGAACAACUUAUUAGACUAACAUUUUUAUGCGAGGAGAUGGAACAGCAGGGAGCCAAUUUGUCCUGUAUCUGGAGCUCAGGUCACCUGUUUUACUAGCAGGAAGACUAGACAAGACUCAGGCGUUACUCGUUUGGGACAGGUAGAGUCUUUCCUGUUCUGUACAAGGGAUGCCAUGUCCAACAUAGGGACCUGGCAAAGCCCAGACCUCCCACAAACUUUCUGCAGAGAACUGCCAGCACCAGUUGGCUCACUUGGAUUUUGCUAAGAGGUGAAACUGAAUCCAUGUUCAAUAUACCCCAUGUUCAAACCCUAAGCCAAGUAAGAUUUCAUCAUCAGGUGCAUAACCGCAUUGUGCCCAGUGUGUCAAACUAUUGCUCAAAAGAAACAUUUCUUAUAAAUAAAGCUAGGACAGCUUGUAUGACGUAGGUAUGUACCAAAUAAUUGCCUUGGCUGGGGUGCUAUGGAAACUUAAACUAGGACUAGUGUGGCCAUUUAUUUCAGUGGAUUGUGCUGGUAGUCUUUGGGUUUUUUUGCAAUAUCAUUCAUGUCUCAUGAGAGUUCAUCAGUGUUUUAAAUGUAUUAGUUGUGCACCCUGUUAAAUAUUAAGACAUACAUUCAUUAAUCUUUAUAAUAAUAGCAAGUGAUAAUAUUUUCAGUUUAUUUAGCACUUUUCCUAAGUGCUGGAAGUACAUCACAAACAUACUUUCAGAAAUAUUUACUUGGUAGACUCAAUAUUAUUAUCUCCCUAUUGCAGACGCAGGCCUGAGUUGAAGUGAUAGUAACUUGUGUCGCCCGAUCAGUCCAUUACUGUGAUGAAAAAUGAACCCGGGAUACCUCCACUCUAAGCUUAUUUUUGUAACCACUCUAGUAUGCUAGCAAAUUGUUUCCCUGUUUCAGCACAGAAAGUUACCCUUACAUAUAGAACUAUAAGCUGUGCCACAAUAGCAGUUAAGAAGCUUAAAACGCCAAAUAACACUGUUUGGUAUGCUGACCACAAUAGUUGGGUUGCAGUAGUUCCACAGGCAUACUCUUCCUAAUCACUCCUGGCUGAAAUCCAAUACACUUAUUUGUAAUCCUGGAUCAGAAGCUUAUUUCAAGUACAAACUUUUAAAAGAAAUGUAUUCUAACCAGAUAAAUUGUUAAGAGUGCAAAUAAUUUCACAAAUUUGUGAGUCAAGGCCCCGCUCCCCGCUUUGUGAUGAAAUAAGACACAUGGACACAAGCAUUUUCGGUUAAUGGGCUAAAAAGGGCCACAACUUUAUAUUGCUUCUAACAUUAGACGUUUCGUAUGGACUCUUUUUUACAAUCUUUAAUAUAAAAAUUUAAAAAGCCAUUUAACACUGAAAGAAGCAGGAAUUUCUCCCAGCUCUGUUUGAUAGUGCUUUCUCUUGCCCAAAUCAUGUGUUGAAAUUUCGUUGUGUCUUUUUUUUUUUAGGUUACAUAAAAGAGGACCUUGCUCCCUGCCAGCGUCCUAAAAGAAGACAGCCUUAUAAUGUGAUGUUUUCUCCAAAAGGCAAGGAACAAAAAACAUAA